GGGAAUCUCUUUGGUAAUUGCUCAUUUGCAACACUGGCCUUGAACUGAACACUCCUUUGCCUUCCACUUGCAGGGUGUCAAUCAACCCCACAGCACAGCGGGAGGAAGCUCCCCACGAGACGCCAGCAUGGAUUCUUCGUAUUGCGGAGGCAUCGCGACGAGGAGAGGAAGCUACGACGAAGCUGGAACCUCUCUGCGUCCUCACUUCCGAAAUAUGGCUCAGAGACGUCGCUCUGCCCCGUCAUUGGUUUUGGGGAAGGCUUUGGGCAUGCCGUGGUCUCCAAUCAGGGAGGAGACCUCCUGCUGGGUCUCAGUGGAGCACAGUCCGUUCGUCCACGGCCUCACCAGCGAGAACGGAGAGCUGCUGCUGGACGAGUGCGUUCACGUGACGGAGGGCACAAAAACCAGAGAGCGACACCUCUUCCUUUUCGGUGACGUCAUCGUCUUCGCUAGGAUCAAGUCGACAUCCAGCUACCGUGUCGAACACCGAGUGAAACUGGAGGACGUCUGGCUUCACGCUUUCCAAGAUGAGGCCGAGCACGACGAGGGAACGGCGGAGGACGCGGAUCUCAGCGUGACCCUCGCCUUGGCUUGGGGCCUCACUUUUUGUCUGGUGUGUUUUUGUUCUCCUGAGGUGAAGGCACGCUGGUUUGAUACCCUCCACAGUAAAAUACAAGAGGCAAGAGCCAGGGCUGGUUGUGCUUCUUCUUGUCCAGACAUCCUCAUGAAAGUAUUAGGUGGCAUCACUGCAACAAAAAAUCUCAUCGGAGGCGGCAUGGAAAUGUUAGUCAACUUUGAUGGAGAUGUAAAUACUUCGGCUGUGUCCCAGUUGUUGAAUAACCAAGAUGAAAAGCUGUUGCAGACACUUGAAACUAAGUGGAGCUUGGUGAGGAAGCUGAAGAAGGGCUCGACUUUCAUCAGCAAAGCAACUCGGUCAGACGCCAAGACUCAGCUUUUUGGACGGCCCCUCUGCAAAGUGUGUCCGGAUGACAGCUCUCUCCCUAAACCCAUCACAGAGAUGCUGGUGUUGCUGAGGAAAAGGGGGCCGUCCACAGAGGGAGUGUUUCGGAAGCCGUGCAAUAACAAGAACAUGAGGGUCGUCAGGGAUCGGCUCGACGGCGGCCUGGAAGUGGACAUGAAGGCGCAGCCUGUGGCUCUGUUGGUCGGGCUGCUCAAAAGUUUUCUGAAAGACCUUCCUGGGAGCCUGCUGGUGUGUGAACUUUACAAAGAGUGGAUGACUGCUCUGCAGGGGGAAGAGAGCCAGCAGAGAGAGCAAGAGCUCAGAAGAGUGGUAAACAAGCUCCCCGGUCCCAACAAGCUCCUCCUGCAGUACCUCGCCUGCGUCCUCUAUCACAUCCUUGAGAAUGCUGACCACAACAAGAUGGACGCCUACAACCUAGCGGUGUGCAUCGCCCCGACCUUGCUGCAAAUGGAGGUCACGCAGCUUGAAGAGCAGAAGGAGACGAUGAAAAAGGUCACAGAGCUCACUCAAUUCCUGAUUGAACACUGUGAGAUCCUUGGAGAGAAUAUCCCACACCUCCUGGAUACAGAUGAAGACUCUGUGUCCUCCCAGCAUCACGACUCGGCGUACGACAGUACCGAUCCGGACGGAGAUGGCGACACCGGGGGAAGCGGAUCGUCUCCCAGCCUCAGCGUCACCAUUUCGACAUCUUCGUCCGACGCGAUCUUCAAUUCCAAGCCUGCCUUCAACCGUCGCUGCUCCGAGCCCAUCAUCCUGCCCUCGGUCGACGCGUUGAACCUCUGCGGCCAUUCCAGGAGUCACGACGACUGCUCCGUUGAGAACUUCGCAGAGCAGCCUUUGAAAAAGCAGAUCUCUGAAGAUUCCUUCUGGCAAACGGGACAAAGAGGAAACCAGCGGCCUGGUUUGUCUUUUUCAAAACUGAGCAGCUGCUCUAACAUAGACCGGCUUAGCUACACCGGGAAUCAAGUCACGGGCUGCUCUAGCUCUUCCCUCGAGAGCGCCGCCUCCAACCAAUCCGAGAGCUCCGUGUUCACCAGCUCGCCGGCAGGCUCGCCACCAUGCUCCAGGAGAACAAGCCACAACAUCGUGGAUCCUCCGAGGCCUGAGGAGGACUCACCGGUGUUGAUUUCAAGUGAGACCAAGCGUUCAAAUUCGUUAAGAGCUGCCUGUAAGGUCCUGAUGCGCACCAGGAGCUUAGGAGGUUUCAGCAGGAAUAGCCUGAAGAAGGAGCACCAGAACGAUAACGCCUUCCCUUGUGGAACGCUCCAGGAGGACUCUCAGAGAGAAGCGCUCUCUCCGACCGAGCCCAAGCAGCGGCCCCUGUCAGCCAUCGAAGUGUUCAGGCAGAUCGACAGUAGGCUGCCCUGCAGGCCGCCUCCGUACGAGCAGGCGGUGCACAACGCGCCUCUUGUGCCGCGUUACGGUUCCAUGACUGUAUAUGACGCCGUAGCUCUGGAAAGAAGAUCCCGCCCGUCUUCUGGGAAUUAUUCCUUCCCGCCGAGCUACUUCGACAGCCGCCGCACUGACAGUUGCAAGCGAGAAGCACAAGAUGAAAGUGCAGAGGGCAACCUGAUCACCCGCCAGAGGGCCGUGUCCGAGUCCGUGUCCGCAGCGGGUCAUCGGGAGGCCGUAUCACGGAGAUGCAGCCAGUCUGCGUUUGAGGAAUUUCCAUAUGCUAAAGAGUCCUAUGUUUGACUGAACAUCAGACGGCUGCACAUAAAGUAAAUGACUAAUUAUACUCAACCCGUGUCUUCGAGGCACACAACCCAUAGCUUUCGGGCCAGUUUUCACUCUGUGUGUUCUACUUUUGGCUGGAAUUGGAUUUUCCCCCGAUAAUUGUGCCUCAGCAGGACAUUGUGCCCCCAAUUGCUCCCCCACGAUUCAGUCAUUUUGGACUAUGACAUAACGCUGGCAGCCUCAUGACAAAGGGACUGUGUUUCCAGGCUGCAGCAAUUGAAAAUGAGCUUUUCUUUCUCUCUCCCUGCGGUCAAACUCUGUUGGAGAAAUGCGUUUUCAUAUAAUGCAAUUGGUUUAUUGUUCUCUGAAUUCUGUGUGCUACAUGUAUACCACAUAUGUAUAAAUGUUUACACAUACAGUAGAUGCCAUUCCUGCGUAGUCGUAUUACUACUUCCCGAGUAGUACUAUUAUUGAGUACAAAUGUACAGUAUUGAUACAUAUUUAGUCCAUCAAAAUGAAGCUAUUAAAGUAUGUUUGUCUGUUUGUUUUGAUUUUAAUAUUUAAUGCAGUAAUGUGCAAAAGUCUUUGGCCACCACAACCUGUGUUGUUUUAAUGACGGGCAUUUUGAUAUAAAAAAAUGGGAACAGUGUGCAUUUUUAACUAGUAAAUAAUACUGAUUGUCAUGUACAGUCCAGCUUCUUACAAGCUAUUGAAGUAUAAUAAUGUAAAUGGCAAAUAAACGUGUACUACGGGGGUGGGGGGGUUGUCACACUAAAUGCUUUUCACUUGAGCCUUUUUUCAGUUUUUUGUAUCAUCUGCUUGUAUACAAUUGAAGAGACAAAUAUGGUAAUUUUUGCAAAGCUACACAACACUAUAAUAAUGGCCUUGAACUUUUGCACUUUACUAUAUUUAAAUACAGUCGUGACUUAAGUAUGUGUUUUCCUUGCUUGUUGUAAUGGCCUUCUUGUUCCACUACAUUAAAUGACAUUGUUGACAAUAA
This is a messenger RNA of Phycodurus eques (leafy seadragon), 3659 nucleotides long. It is a transcript of the gene tagapb, whose product is annotated as T cell activation RhoGTPase activating protein b. Bases 128 to 2677 code for a protein of 849 amino acids. The transcript is spliced from 14 exons. NCBI's taxonomy places the organism in Eukaryota, Metazoa, Chordata, Actinopteri, Syngnathiformes, Syngnathidae. The record is from RefSeq and is a predicted model, not a curated record. Gene Ontology annotation, molecular function: GTPase activator activity. Gene Ontology annotation, biological process: signal transduction; regulation of Rho protein signal transduction.